Molecule: messenger RNA, 2755 nt
Organism: Rubroshorea leprosula
Lineage: Eukaryota; Viridiplantae; Streptophyta; Magnoliopsida; Malvales; Dipterocarpaceae
Source: the annotation of a GenBank genome assembly
AGAAAAAAAAAAAAGAAAAAAAAAGAAAAAAAAAGAAGAGAGAAAGAGAGGAGAGAGUGUGUGUUUGUUUGUCUUUGUGUGAUAGCCAGCUGCCUGCUACGAGCUAAGAGAGACUGCUUGACCAGGGUUUCUGAGGCGGAAACAGAGAGAAUGUGAUGUUGGUUGAGGAGCUUCACUGGUGAUGGAUACUCCAGAUAGAGAUAAGAACCACAACAACACCCCUUCUUCCCUCUCCAAAUUCGAGGAUUCUCCUGUCUUUAGGUACAUUAGUAGUCUUUCUCCCAUUGAACCUGUCAAGUCCAUUCACACUGGUCAUGUCUUCAACUCACUGACUCUUGCAUCCCCUUCGACAUUGUUUCCCUCCCCACAGAUUGGCUCUUAUAAGGAAUCUAGGUUUUCAGUUAGAAGGCCUCAAUUCUUGGAGGGAUCUAGUUCUGAUCUCCCUCAAAGUGAAAGUGAAAACAAAACAGCUGAAGGGGAUUUGGAUGUCGUGAAGCAAUCAGAUCCUCUAGAAAAACAACUGGAAUGUAUUACGAAUGAGGGUUCAGUUAGAGAAGCUACUUCGGAACCACAUAAUGAGGAAUUGGAUUUAGCUAUUGAGUUGCCGAAAACUUUGAAAUAUGAUUGUGGAAGCCCUGAUAGCAAAUUAUUGCCUUCUGAUGAGGCACCAGAAGAUGCUGGAGUCGAAGUUGCAGGUCCACAGGGAUCUUCUGCUGAUUACCAUAAGGACAAAAUGAAAGAGAGGCAAACUUCAUUUGAAAGUGAGAUAAAUUUGCGAAAAGUGUGUCAUGUUAAGCAAAAUGAAGAAGUAGAAGGAUAUGAUUGGAUGAAAAUGGUUUCUGAUGCAGCUGAUCUCUUGAACUUUAAUUCACCCAUUACCGGUGAACAUUCUGAAGGGCAGAAUCAGAAAACUGCCGAUUCUGGUACUCUUUCUUAUAUAUCCACCUUGUUACAGCUGCCACAAGAUCCUACCAAUGAAUUUGAGAAUGUGGAAGAUGGUUGUCCUGGUGGUUUCUGCAAACAAAGUGAAAUGGGAGAACCAGUGGCAGAUCAGAUGCAGGCCAUUCUAUCUUCCAGUAUACUGGAUAAUGAUCCAAGUUUGAAAGUGGAUGACAAGGGGGAGACUUGCAGCCAAUUCAGUAGUGAGCAGCGUAGCAUACGAAGGCGCUGUCUGGUGUUUGAGAUUGCAGGAUCUCAUAAAAGGAAGCAAUUACAAGAGUGCAGUUCUCCAACCUCACAGGGAUCUGAAUUUAAGGUUUGCAAUACUGAAAAGAAUUCUGUUUCAACAAAGACAGGAAAUAGUCAUUCGCCAACCGUUCCACGUGGUAUUGGCUUGCACUUGAAUUCUCUUGCAAAUAGCUCAAAAUGUGGAAAACUUGUUGAGAAUGAGACUCCAACUUCUGGAAAGCAAUCAAUAAGCCUGUCAGGCUCCUUGAUGUGGUCUAGUUUUCGGACCGCAGAAAAUCCUCUCAAUAAAUCCUUGCCUCCAAGCUCGAUAAACAUGAAUGUGGUUCCUCAUAGCAGUGAAACUAUGGUUAUUGAAGAAUCUCCCCAGAUGUCAACUGCUUUUGUUAGUAAUGAGGCUGACUGCACUAGUCCCAGGAAGAAGAGGCAUAAGCUUGAACAUGAGGAGAGUGCAUCAUGCAAGCGCUGUAAUUGCAAGAGGUCAAAGUGCUUGAAGCUUUAUUGUGAAUGCUUUGCUGCUGGUCUGUACUGUAUUGAGCCUUGUUCAUGUCGAGAUUGCUUCAAUAGGCCUAUACAUGAGAACAUUGUUCUAGACACUCGCAAGCAGAUUGAAUCUCGUAACCCUCUAGCAUUUGCGCCCAAAGUGAUUAGAAGUGCAGACUUGGAUGCAGAUUUUGAGGGCGAAAGUAACAAAACUCCAGCUUCAGCCAGGCAUAAAAGAGGAUGCAACUGUAAAAAAUCAAGUUGCUUAAAGAAGUAUUGUGAAUGCUUUCAGGGUGGUGUUGGAUGCUCACUUAGCUGCAGAUGUGAAGGAUGUAAAAAUACUUUUGGUCGGAAGGAUGGAGCUGAUGUAGCCGAAUCUGAAGAGGAGUUUGAUUCCUGUGAAAACAAUGCUACAGAAAUUAAUUCAAGUGACAAUGCAAUCAAGAUGAAUGAUCAAGAAUGUUCAGAUCUUUCAAAACCUUCCUCUGAAAUUGAUAGGCCCCUGAUUCAGCAGCCAUUUGCUUAUAUUGGGAAGCCUCAAGGAUCUCUUCCCUGUGCUGUUGCUUCAUCUUCUCAGUUGUGCAUAACUGGAAAACUUGGGAUUUCAAAAUUUUCCUCAGGUCAGACCAGGUUUAAAACAUCUCUUCAGGCGAUCCCAGAAGGCGAAACUCCUGAGGUUCUGAAAAGUGAUUGCUCAUCUCCAGGUCAAGUGAAGGCAACCUCUCCAAACUCCAAGAGGAUUUCACCUCCACACCAUGAGUUUGGUUCAUCAACAUCUUGGCGUGGUGGUAGAAAGUUGAUAUUGAGAUCUAUCCCACCAUUUCCGUCACUCUCCUCAGCAGAAAAGUAGUGAUUUUCCUGAAUUCUAGUUCUCAGUUUCUUCACCAUGCUGGCUGAUGUUCCCUAAUUUUAUGAGUUUUUAAGGCAAUUAAGUAUGUCUCAGUUCUCAUGUAGAGUAAUAAUGUUCUCCCACUGUUUGUGAUGCUGUUAAUGUAUUCAACUCUUCGUCUCCAAACAACUCUCAAACCCCAUAGAAACGACUGCCGCCUUUUUCAAGAAUGUUGUAUAAGUCGAACCCUGUUACAUU